Messenger RNA from Ixodes scapularis (black-legged tick), 1189 nucleotides. RefSeq names its product probable rRNA-processing protein EBP2. The record is from RefSeq and is a predicted model, not a curated record. Gene Ontology annotation, cellular component: nucleolus; preribosome, large subunit precursor; nuclear periphery. The transcript has 9 exons. NCBI's taxonomy places the organism in Eukaryota, Metazoa, Arthropoda, Arachnida, Ixodida, Ixodidae. Gene Ontology annotation, biological process: ribosomal large subunit biogenesis; rRNA processing. Bases 188 to 1120 code for a protein of 310 amino acids.
ACUUCUCACAGCAAGCGGCACGGCGGCAUGCGUGAUAGGGCAACGGCUACGAUAUCACAGUGGGACGUAGUCCACGCUGUUAAAGGUUAAAGUGGUUGAAGCCUGGAGAGGAAGGCUCAUUUCGACCGUUCUGAAAAUUUUGCGCGGCUGAAUUCGUGCGAAUUGCUUUGCCCCGCCAAGUGGGAACAUGUCAGACUCAGAAGAUUCAGUAGACCCUGACGAAGAGCUGCAAGAAAGCCUUGCGAGGGGAGACCUCAAGCCCGGUUUGUACAGCGUCGUGCCGCACGUCAGACAAGAACACAUCAACAACACGGCUGCCCUGAAACAGAAGUUGGCCGAGAUGGAACUGGACCUCGAUUGGAUCGAGACCCUGGGCAUGGUGAACACCCUGGCACCCCUGACACCCGAGGUGAAGCAGCAAUACGGGGAGCUCCACCUCCAGAAGAACAAGAAGGGCAAGGUGGUGUCCGGGCCCGACGAGGACCCCGUGCACCACGACUUCAAGCGGGAGAUGACCUUCUACAGGCAAGCCCAGGCGGCCGUUCUGAGUGGGAUCCCGCGACUACACCAGUUGGGCGUCCCAACCAAGCGGCCGGACGACUACUUCGCGCAGAUGGCGAAGUCCGACGAUCACAUGACCAAGGUCAGGGAAAAGCUGCUGAGUAAAAAGACAGCGCUGGAGAGGUCCGAGAAGGCACGCAAGCUGCGGGAGCUGAAGAAGUUUGGCAAGAAGGUUCAAGUCGAAGUGCUGCAGAAGCGGCAGAAGGAGAAACGAGAGAUGAUGGACAACCUCAAGAAGUUCAAGAAAGGACAAGGAUCUUUGGACUUCCUGGAGAACACGGGACGGAAAGGGGGACCUCAACGUGGGAAAGGGGGGACGGCACCUGUUCCUGGGCAGAGUCGCAAGUCCCUCACAAAGUCACAGCUGAAGAAGCAGUACAAGGACAAGAAGUAUGGCUACGGAGGUCAGCGGAAGCGGUCCAAGUUUAACACGGCCAGCAGCUCCGCAGACAUGGGCGGUUUCAGCCGCAAGAAGCACAACACCGCUCCCGGCAAGAAGAACCAGAGGCCGGGAAAGGCCAGGAGACAGAACAUGAAGAACAGACAGCGGCAUAAGUGAAGAAGAGUCGUGGGGAAGGUACGCUAAGGUGGGAGCAUAGUUUUUGCAAUAAAUUUCACCUGCAUCACA